This is a messenger RNA of Macrosiphum euphorbiae (potato aphid), 489 nucleotides long. The record is from the annotation of a GenBank genome assembly. NCBI's taxonomy places the organism in Eukaryota, Metazoa, Arthropoda, Insecta, Hemiptera, Aphididae.
AUGGGCGUUUUGUACGACGUGCUGUUCAAGCCGAUCGGCCGUAGCGACCUUUCGGCGGCCACGACGAUCGCCGCCGACGGUCCGACAGCAGUCAACGACACGCAACUUCCGCCGGAAUGGGUACUGGACAGGCGUGACAGCGGUUCGCUGGUCUGGCGCCGGUACGACCUGCCGCCGUCUUGUCGGAGGCGCGUCCGAUUUCUGGACGCCGUACAGGUACGGGUGUUUGAGCGUGACGACUGCACCGACGAUCGGGACGACUGCGCCGCUGACGCUGACGACGAAGACGGCCAACUGUGUUGGGCCGACGACUGGUCGUGGGACAAGGACGACGACGGUGGGUCGAAGACUUCGUACUGCGCACAGAGGGACCGGGACGAUUAUCCCGUGCUGGUCGCCGUGUCCGUUACCAUGCUGGGACUGUGCAUCGGUCUGACAUACCUAUUCGCGCCCGUCAAGUGGCUGUUCCACCAGCUGCUCGUUGACUGA